Olea europaea var. sylvestris is the source of this 665-nucleotide messenger RNA. RefSeq lists its product as uncharacterized. The record is from RefSeq and is a predicted model, not a curated record. The coding region runs from base 120 to 557 and encodes 145 amino acids. NCBI's taxonomy places the organism in Eukaryota, Viridiplantae, Streptophyta, Magnoliopsida, Lamiales, Oleaceae. The transcript is spliced from 2 exons.
CCAUCUUCUACUGCCUUUGAAAAUUGACCACUAUCGAAGCACCUUUUCUCUCCGGUUCUUGACUAUAAAUUCCAAAAAGCAUAACCUUUCAAACCAAAAAUUCCCAGCAUUUCCCUUCAAUGGAUUUCCAUAGCACUCUUAAACCAGAAGUAUAUGCAAAGAAUGUUUUCUUGUACGGCGAAUAUGAAGAAGAACUUGAAGAAGAUGAUGAGGUUUUCUACUGUGAACUUAGAAGGCAAGUUUUGCUAUUAACAGCAGAAGAUAGCGAUGAUGAAGAAUUAGAUGAAAAUAGAAGUAGUCCAAACAUGGCCGAGGCACGUAAACACGGUUCAAUCCCCAUGCUAUCCUCUGUAAAACCAUCUGGAUGUUUAUAUAACUGGUCAGGGAAUAAGGAGGAUUAUGCAACACCUGCAUCGAUAUUGAACUUGUGGAGAACUGGCAAUGGAACUGGUGUUUUCAUACCACAAAUCGUUCAGUCGAGAAGAAAAAAUAGACCAAGAAGGAAGAAGAAGAAUGAGAGUGUAAGAACAUAUAGGCAGGUAGACAAGAUGAAUUGAUUAGUCGAUAUGUAAUUAUUUAAUUAAAACCUGUAAAAAUAUUGUAUUGUAUUCUUGAUCAAGCGUUGUUGAUGAUUAUUAAUAAAUUUGAAUGGUCUGAUUUGAUUA